This is a messenger RNA of Ophidiomyces ophidiicola, 1119 nucleotides long. RefSeq lists its product as uncharacterized. Gene Ontology annotation, molecular function: acyltransferase activity, transferring groups other than amino-acyl groups. The coding region runs from base 1 to 1119 and encodes 372 amino acids. The transcript is spliced from 6 exons. The record is from RefSeq and is a predicted model, not a curated record. Lineage: Eukaryota; Fungi; Ascomycota; Eurotiomycetes; Onygenales; Onygenaceae. Gene Ontology annotation, biological process: biosynthetic process.
AUGGCUUUUGAUGAUAAAUAUGAAACCUUUAGGUUGGGAGACUGGACUCUGCAGAGCGGAGAGACAAUCCCAAACGCCCACAUCGCCUUCAAGGCGUUCGGAGAUCCUAGCUUGCCAGCGGUUGUCUAUCCAACUUGGUAUUCUGGCUUGAUAUCCCACAACUUCUGGCUGAUCGGAGACGACAAGGUGCUCAAUCCUAACAAGUACUUCAUCAUCAUUCCCGCCCUGUUUGGCAACGGCCAAUCUUCUUCUCCUUCAAACACUGGUAUACGGCCAUUCCCACGUGUGUCAUUCUACGACAAUGUGAGAGCGCAAUAUGAGCUUGUCACACAGCAUUUCAAGAUCGGCCAUCUCCGUGCGGUGGUGGGUUGGUCUAUGGGGGCUGGGCAAGCUUUCCAGUGGGCAUCGCAAUACCCUGACUAUAUGGAUUUGAUCGUUCCAUUUUGUGGCUCGGCGAAGACGUCCUUCCAUAACCAGGUCUUUCUCGAGGGGAUAAAAAGCGCCCUGCUUGCCGCAAAGGGAUUUACAUCCUCAGGCUCGGGGAAGAUUGGCGUGGCACUUAAUGGAGGUCCAUAUCGUGAGUGGACGCCUGAGGAGCGAGAAGUUGGAUUGAAAGCGUUUGCGAGGGUGUACGCUGGCUGGGGUUUCAGUCAAACAUUCUAUCGCCAGAGGCUGUAUGAAACAGUUCUUGGAUACAAAAAUCUCGAGGAAUUCUUGCAAAAAUUCUGGGAAGGCCACUUUGCACCAAAAGACCCUGAUGACCUUCUUGUCAUGCUCCAAACGUGGCAAAAUGGGGAUAUAUCGCAACAGAGUCCAUACAACGGAAAUUUUGAAGCUGCACUUAAGGGUAUCAAAGCACGCGCUUUAGUCCUACCUGCGAAGACGGACUUAUACUUUCCCCCUGAAGACUCGGAGUAUGAGGUUGCCAACAUGCGUGCAUCUGUUGGUGAGAUGGAUGUUUUCCCGUCGAUUUGGGGUCAUUGGGCUGGAGGGCCAGGAGAUAGUAAGGAAGAUGUGAAAUGGCUCAACGAUAAAAUGGCUCUGUUUUUCAAAGAAGUCCCUGAAAGACAGAUGGCAAUUCCACCUCCCGUGAGUGGAUUAGAGGAACUGAAAAUUUAG